Pelmatolapia mariae (spotted tilapia) is the source of this 2747-nucleotide messenger RNA. RefSeq names its product WSC domain containing 1b (gene wscd1b). The transcript is spliced from 9 exons. Gene Ontology annotation, molecular function: sulfotransferase activity. NCBI's taxonomy places the organism in Eukaryota, Metazoa, Chordata, Actinopteri, Cichliformes, Cichlidae. The record is from RefSeq and is a predicted model, not a curated record. The coding region runs from base 499 to 2211 and encodes 570 amino acids.
CACACAAGCACAUACACACGUACUGCCUGCGCUUUAUAUCGCCGUGCCAGCCUUUCGGGGCGACGGAAAGCAGCACUGGCUGGCUGAGAGAAAGAGAGAGGGAGAGCGAGCUUAUAUAACAGCUCUGGGAAACGCCGAGGACACGCUCGGUGCACAAUAAAGCGAGGAAAACAGCGAUCUUAACGGCUAUAAACUGAUAAGUGAUCGCGCAGUGGAAGGAUGCCGCGCCGCUCCGGUGCUGAAGCUUACACCCAAGGAUCCCCUUGGAGUCACUGACCACAGCAUUGGAUAUUAAAUCUUUCUGGUGUGACACAUCCAUUGUUACACUGCUGAUCUCAGACUCUGUGGCUCCAAAAGGACCAAGACAAUGUGUGCACCUCUGCUAGAUCCUGCAGGUCUUGUCAUUAUUAUGAAGUUCUAAGUAGGUUACAGAUCUGCUCUCUCUCUUACUCGUCAAAUGGCCUUCCACUGAGCUGCGAGACAGUAAACGGUAUAGGAAUGGUGGCACCCUUCUACAAGCUGCACUGCCUCUUGAAGCGGGCUCAAAUGCUGCUGCUCUGCUUGGGCAUCGCCUAUCUGAUGGCAGGCAGCAUCCUGCUUCUACAGCGCUCCAGCAUCAGAGUGGCUCAGCCAAACCUGGCCAGCCUGCCCCCCCUGUGGUCCCUCUCUGCACCUCCUACUGCCCUCAGGACUGCAGGCUUGGGCAUGAGGGCACGCUCCAGAUGGGUUGCCAUUCAGGCUGCGUCUGGAGGGGGAGCCAAGGCAGGAGGGCGACACUGGACUGCUUCCCGAAGCCUGGGGGUCCAACACUUGCAUCAUCGCUGGUUUCACAGUCUGCUGCCAGAGAGUCCAGAGCAAAGAGUCUCCGUCCAGAGAAGCAGCAGGCACAAAGGAACCUACAUCGGAUGCUUCCUUCACAACGCCAGCGAUCGAGCUCUGGGAGGGACCAUGCUUUACGACCUGCGCAAAAUGACCAGUUCUUUGUGUCAAGACACCUGCUCGGAAAGUGGUUACCAGUUUGCAGGUCUGGAGUACGGAGCCGAGUGCCACUGCGGGAAUCGGAUUAGCAGCCCUCGGGCUCCGGAAGAGGAUUGUAGUCUGGUGUGUCGGGGUGAGAGGGGGUCUCCCUGUGGCGGCGUGGGCCGUCUCUCCAUAUACAAGGUGGAGGAGCAGCUGCCAGGUCACAGAAAAUUCAGAAAUGUGCACUACCGGGGUUGCUUCAAGUUGCUGAAAAGCAUCAUCGGCACCUUCCCCGUCUACUCCUUUCAGCCGAACCUAACCACGCAGUCCUGCAUCGAGACGUGCACUGAUAAGGAGCUCCCACUGGCUGUGUUCAAGAAACCCCACUGUUUCUGUACAUGGACGUCAUCUCUUUUCAGUCUCAACCAGCAGUCGGACAACCAGCAGUGUGUGGGGAACCACACCGUCGCCUCUGCACUCACAGCCUCCACAGAGCCCGACCACUACCAAGUUUACCAUACCCCUGUGCUUGACUCCAGGUGCAAAGAGAGGAUGUUUCUGCCUCAAAGAUCCAGUUCCCUUGUGGCUCUCUCUAGUUUUCCCGGGGCAGGCAACACCUGGGUACGACACCUGAUCGAGCUUGUGACCGGCUACUACACUGGCAGCUUCUAUUUCGAUGGCACACUGUACAACAGAGGUUUCAAAGGCGAGAAGGACUACUGGAAGAGUGGCCGCAGCAUUUGCGUAAAGACCCAUGAAAGUGGGCAGAAAGAAAUUGAGAUGUUUGACUCUGCCAUCCUGCUGAUUCGCAACCCUUACCGCUCCUUAAUGGCUGAAUUCAACCGCAAGUGCGCCGGACACUUAGGACACGCCACAGAUGCCCAGUGGAAGAGUAAAGAAUGGCCAGAGUUUGUCUCCAGCUAUGCCCCCUGGUGGGCAUCUCAUGCUGUGAGCUGGCUGAAGUUUGGCCGUCGCCUCCUGGUGGUGCAUUACGAGGAGCUGCAGCGAGAUCUCCUAGCCCAGCUCCGGCUCAUCACAGCCUUUCUAAACGUCACUAUGACAGAGGAGAGGUUUCUGUGUGCAGAGAGCAACCAAGACGGGCAUUUCAAACGCUCAGGGGCUCAGCGGCCCUCUUUUGACCCAUUUACUCCUGACAUGAGACAGAUGAUUGACUCCCACAUUCAUGCUGUUGACCAGGCGCUGCAGAGCAGGAACUUUAGCGGACUUCCACAAGAAUACCUCCCCAGAUGAUGAUGUGAAAAGGUCAUGAGGUAGUUCUUUAAAUGACUGGUACAGCAGACGUGUGUGAGAGGAAAGGUUUCCACCGAGUGCUCUGUGGGGAGCAGACACACGCUGGCUAAUGUAAGCGGCCCACCUGACUCUUUAAUAAGCCAGUCACACUGUGAAUGCCCGUAGAAUCACAGAAACUCUUUAGAGGUCACUGGAGAAACAUUUCAGUUCAUUGUGAAAUUCUACAGAGAACAGGUAUGAAAGCAUCAAGGCCAGGACUGCCUCUAUGCAAGCAGCAAAUAUGAUGACUACUCAGAAAGGAUUUGUUAGCCAGCAGAUCUGGAUGUAUCUGUAUGUCCUUCAGAGCUGCUGCAUGCUGUUAUAUGGACAUGAACUCAGAAAUAUGUUGAUGACAAUGAAAACUUCUCCAAACUGUAUGAAAUCUUUCUAUUAGCAUUUUAUUUCAUUAAAUGCGUUUACUUUGAGCUGGGUGCAGUUGUUUACACUGGCAUCACUUGAAACGUGUCUCACUUUAUUGUUACCAGGUGAGGACAUUG